Messenger RNA from Mauremys mutica (yellowpond turtle), 3594 nucleotides. RefSeq names its product SLAM family member 9-like. The record is from RefSeq and is a predicted model, not a curated record. The transcript is spliced from 8 exons. Gene Ontology annotation, biological process: T cell activation. NCBI's taxonomy places the organism in Eukaryota, Metazoa, Chordata, Testudines, Geoemydidae. Bases 1568 to 2746 code for a protein of 392 amino acids. Gene Ontology annotation, cellular component: external side of plasma membrane.
GGACCAUAUAGCUCCACAGAGCCUUCCCUCCCCAGGUCCAUAUAGCUCCUUAGCGCCCACAGAGCCCUCCCUCCCCAGGUCCAUAUAGCUCCUUAGCGCCCACAGAGCCCUCCCUCCCCAGGUCCAUAUAGCUCCCUAGCGCCCACAGAGCCCUCCCUCCCCAGGUCCAUAUAGCUCCCUAGCGCCCAUAGAGCCCUCCCCCCGCCCCCCCAGGUCCUACAUAGCUCCACAGAGCCUUCCCUCCCCAGGUCCAUAUAGCUCCUUAGUGCCCACAGAGCCCUCCCUCCCCAGGUCCAUAUAGCUCCCUAGCGCCCACAGAGCCCUCCCCAGGUCCUACAUAGCUCCAUAGAGCCUUCCCUCCCCAGGUCCAUAUAGCUUCCUAGCGCCCACAGAGCCCUCCCGCCCCAGGUCCAUAUAGCUCCUUAGCGCCCACAGAGCCCUCCCUCCCCAGGUCCUGUAUAGCUCCCUAGCACCCAUAGAGCCCUCCCCAGGUCCCAUAUAGCUUCCUAGUGCCUAUAGAACCCUUCCCACUCCCAUGGGGUCUUCAAGUCCCAUCUAUAUCUACAACUAUAUCUAUGUCUCUGCUCAAGGAGCAGUCCCCGCAAACCCUUAUAGCCCCUCCCAGAGUCUAUACAGGCCCAUAUAAUUAUCCUCAACUCCCAUAUAGCUCCCUCAGGCCCAUCAAGCCUGUAUAGUUCUCUAGGUCCCCUAUAGAACCCUACACAACUCUUCCAGGGUCCAUAUAGUCCUUAUAUAGUCCCUUGGCCUGUCUUGACCCAUAAAGUCCCCAGCAGCCACAUAGCCCCAUACACCGCUAUGCCAUAGAGCGCUCAUUGAUAAGGUGACCAUACAUCCCGUUUUGGCCCGGACACAGUCCCUUUGUUCAGCCCUGUCCCGGCCAUCCUGACUUUUUUUCCCAAAAGGAGGCAUGUGUCCCCUUUGCUCUUGCUGACUUGAUCAGUGGGCAAGAGUGAACAGGACAAAUACCCACUUUUUGGGAGGAAAAAAAAAGUGCAGUGUAGAGGGGGUGAGGGGAGAUGCCAGCCCCCCGUAGCGGGGAGGCAGGGCUGGGGGGAGAAGCAGGGUUCCAGCGACCGGGCAACAACCUCGCUGUGAGGAGGGGUUCCAGCCAGCAACAGUUGGGGGGGGCGCCUUCGGGCAAACAGCUGGGGGUGUCCUGUUCUCUGUGGGAAAUAUAGUCACCCUACUCAUUGACAUAUAGCCUAUGAGGUCCUAUAUUCUGUAUACAGGAGACCUUUGUCCACCUAAUAUCAUGUAAAAGUGGCCAUAGGUUGGGCAGUGAAGUGUAUGAGACCCUAUUAAGUGCCCAUUGCCAAAGCCUUCUUUAUGUGUAGGACUUGCAUUUUCACUGAAUUCCUUUGAGGGGAGACGACUUAUUUGACAGCCACGUUUUGGUCAUACAGCCAAUAUUUCCCAGAAGAAGAUUCAGCUUUAUAAAUGUCUGGGGCAAAGUGGACUCUGUGCCACAUCACAGAAGACUGCUUGGCAGGAUGAUUUUACCAUCCCGUAACUGCUGUGAAAUGGCCUCCCCGUGACUUCUUGCGAGAUGGAUUCUGAAAGCUAUCAGAGCCAGAGAUUAUCUAGUCACGCUGUGACCCGAACACCACAUGAAACUGCAGCGCUGGGGAGAACGCCAAGAUCAGUAUUAAGAGCCGGAGCCACCCACCAAACUGAGUCUGUGGAUGGAGCAAUUGGAAAGGCCCCAGCCGGUGAGGAACCUGGCCGAUGUGUGUCAGUUGCUGGAGAGUCUUCAGAGGAUCAAUUCCUUUUGCCACUGCUACACCCCAGGCUGCGGAGGGGAUACAGCAUCAGUCUCGCAGAGCCUUCGCUGUUCAGUGGGGUGACCCCAGAAUCUCCCUGGCACCCAGACCUGCGCCUUGUUCUGCAGCCCGCCAGGAUGGCAGGAGCUCCCCGGUCCUUCCUUCUUUUCCUCCUGCUGCUUUCCCAGCCCAGGGACACAAGUCCUGGUAUGUCAUUUUGUUCCCCCAAAUGGGUGAAUGGGAUUCUGGGAGAAUCAGUCGUCCUCCCGCUUGAUUCCGAGGCGAUGUUCAAGCGCAUCACCUGGUAUGCACCCAGCCCUCACCAGGACGCAGCCUCAGGCAGAAGGGUGCCUCUUGCUAUCGUCACGAUGGGGGGGGCCGGAGCCCUGCCCCGUCUCGCUGUGGAGGCCAAGCGAUACAGAGGGCGAGUGAGACUCCACAGCCGGACCUAUUCGCUGGAGAUCAGCAACCUGACGAUGGCAGAUGAGGGCAAAUACAAAGUAGAGAAAAAUCUAAUUGCACAUGAUCAAUACGGCUGUGACUAUCCCCUGUCCAUCUACAAGCGACUGUCGGAGCCGGAGAUCAGGGUCCACCCUGUGAUGGCUGGGAACGGCACCUGCUACGUGACCUUCACCUGCAGCGCCGGGGAGAGGGCCUGGCACCUCACGUACACCUGGACACGCCCAGCAGGAGGCGCCGUUCUCUCCACCGAGGAAUCCCUGCUGGUGCAGCACCGACUGGGGGACGAGGACUCGCCCGUCACCUGCACGGCCACAAACCCCGUCAGCAACAGCUCGGCCAGCGCCUCCCCCAAGGCGGCCUGUGAAGGUCUCGCCCCGCCCCAGACCCCAGCGCUGUCCUACUGCCGCGCCAAGGGGAUCCUUGUGCUGGGGGUGCUGGGGACCCUGCUGGCCGGGAUCCUCACGGUGCACGUCCUCGCCGCGAGGGAGCAGACACGGCCCUGAGAGGAGAGGAGCUUCCACAGGGACUGUUAAUACACCCUGGAGUUUCCCACGCGGGCCGGCUAACGAACGAGAACGCUCCAUCGCCAACUGCAAAAGCCUCAAUUUCCCUCCCCCUCAGGAAACAGGAGCAGCAGCGACUCUACUGCACUAGACUGGGCCAAAUGUGUAGCAAUCCCUGAUCCCCCGCCCGGCUGUUCUGGGGCACAGGGCGGGGGGGGGGCGGCGUCUCCAGGAUCAGAGUCUCCCUCUGGCCCAGUGACCAUGGAGUUAUGUGAUAGGAGUGACUGAGAGACACCCUCCCAAACAGCCUGGUGCACAGAGCCUUCCGCGGGGACGGGGGAGAUCUGGGUUCAAGUCCUGCUCUGAAUCAGGCAGCACAGGGAUUUGACCCCACGUCUUCCACAUCCCAGCUGAGCGCCCUGACCUCUAGGCGAUGGGGACCAGGGACUCGUGCUCUCACUGUGGUUUUAUCUGAGAAGUGGCUGAGCUGGCUCAGGUGCCCAUCUCCAGGCGAGGGGUCGUGGCUGAAGGUCCCAGCUGGAGAGAGGCACCUAUGCCAGCCGUCCCUGCGGGGUGGAAGGCCCAGAGCAAUAGGAGCUGUGAAUCUGGGCCCUGAACCCCACCCCUUUCCUCUGCAUUUCACUCCUGGUCUGCUCUGAAAAGCCCUUCCUUGGGCGCCCAGCUCUGCCCGUGCGUAGGGCUGCCAAAUUUCUAUUUGCAGAAAAUCAAACACCCUUACCCUGCCCCUUUCCUGAGGCCCUGCCCACACUCACUCCGUCCCUCCUCCCUCCGUCGCUCGCUCUCCCCCACCCUCACUCACCCGCUCAUUUUCACCAGGCUGGGACAGG